AUGAUGAUGCUUCCAAAUCUCUUUGCAGUGGUCUUUCUGCUGUUGACCAAGACUGGGUUGGCAAAUCAACUGGCAACCAUGCCAGAAACCCCCAACCUUGGGGAUCCAACUCUGUCAGGCUAUCACUUUCGCAUUACAGUAGUUGAACAGCUUGGAUAUGUGGACAUUGAGACAGACAAGGACACAGGAGAGCUCUCCUUUUCGGGAUAUUUGAUUGAUGUCUUGAAGGAGGUAUCCAAAGAGCACCGUGCCAAUUUUACAUAUGAAUUGGCAACUCCUAGUGGCUUUGGGUCCAAGCGUGAAGGCCGUCUCAACUGGACAAAAGGGGAGGGAUUCAACCCAACGACCGAAAUUUUGGACCAUCCAAGUGCCUAUGGAGUUCCAUUUCAAUCUCAAUACAAGUGCGGAGAGAGCGAUGUCAAUGAUCGCCCGCUCUCUGAGUAUUCCACGGAUUUGUAUUGGGGUCUCUACUAUAUCACGCCGGAACGCCUGAAGGUGAACCGAUUUACAGUGCCUUACAAACAUCCAGGCAAGGGAACUCUUGGGAUGAUGGGUACUGCCACAAAUAUUCAUUCCUUUGACGACUUGGUGGCAAAUCAUUCCGACCUUCCCAUCUGUGAAAGUGCAAACACUGCUUAUGUGGACUCACUGAAACUUACUUUUCCUGAGCUUACAAUCAACCUGGUCCAUGAACCAGAAAUCCACAAGGCACUGUCAGAUGGAACAUGUGAUAUAUAUGUUGGUGUACAUGCAUUACUCAGUGAUGUGGUCAGGAUCUACAGUGAAACUGGCAGGUGCACAGCCAAUGGCUUGGUGAGUAUCACACUGCCCAACUUGUUGUUCCUGUUUCAUCCUUGA
Messenger RNA from Seminavis robusta, 858 nucleotides. NCBI's taxonomy places the organism in Eukaryota, Bacillariophyta, Bacillariophyceae, Naviculales, Naviculaceae. The record is from the annotation of a GenBank genome assembly.